CCUCCCCAGCUCUGCUGUGCCCAGCUCAGCCUGGGAACCGUCCACUGCUGGGAGGUCAGACACAUGGUGGGGGUCUCGGUCCAUCAUCCCCCCCCCAACACACCCCAUGCGGCUGAUCCCUGCUUCACUCAGCCAUAGGGAUCCCCCACUCCACGCCAUAGGGAUCUUCCGCUCCACGCCAUAGGGAUCCCCCGCUCCACGCCAUAGGACGCAGGAUUUUGUGUGGGAAAUACAAAGAUGGGUCGCAGACGAUGGAUCCACCUCCCGGAGGUACUUCUCUACACGGAGGGCGGGGAUGACCAUGACCGCCAACAAAAAUGCCAUCCUCUGUCGGGCCGCCGGUGGAUGUAGAAUCCCGCGCAGCGCUCUGGGACGGUCUCAGUCGGUGUCCCCUCCUCCGGUUUUGUCUCCGGUCUGCACCCCUUCAUAUCCGCUCAGUGACGGCGAGGAGUUCUUCCAGUCCAACCGGCUUCCCAGCAUCCCCAGCAACAAGCUGGUCAUCAAAGACUGGACCCUGCGGGGUUCCAGCGUGCGUGACCACCGCCUGAGCCCCCCGGAGAACGACCCUUCCAACCACCUCCAGAAAUCGGUCAGCGUCGCCUGCCUGGACAAAAGACUUUCCGUGUUCAAGGGCCCCAAGCAAAAGGAUGAUGCCCAGGUGGUGGGGAAGGAAGGAGACGUGAUCGGCAACUGCCAGCUCAACCGCAGCACGCUUUCCCUGGGAUCCGCCGCCAAUCAGCGCAACCGGCCCCACAACCGUGCCACGGUGCACUCGCAGGUGCUGGACAUUCGGCGUAAGAUCUCAGAAUGGGAGUGCAGAAGGGACCCUUCGCCCAGGCUCAGCCUCUUCAUGGACAAAGGAGACCAGGGCGAGCGCUCUACCAGUGAAGGAUGCCCCAGCAUGCUGGCGUCGCCAUGCAGUGAAAAGACUUUCGAUUUCAAAGGAUAUCGGAGAAUGAGCAGAACAUUUUCUGACUGUUCUUACCCCGAAACAGAGGAGGAGACCUCAGAGCGCGACUCUCUUCAGAGUUUCGAGAGGCGGUCGAGUAGAUCAGAGCCUGCCAAUGCCUUCGUCCGGGGUCAUGCCAGGAAGGAGUCCUCGGCCGUCCUCAACCGGAUCCACAAGAUCGAGCAGGCGCUGAAGGCCAACCCGGGCAUGGGACUUCCUCAGCUGCCCAGCAGUUGCUUCAGCGUUGACCUGGGCCGGAAACGGUCCAUCACCUCCGGUACUUUAGAGAGCCCGAGCGACAAACCCGAGAAUGUAAAUAUUGUAAAUGAACAAGAACAUUUGAACGAUAAAAAUGCAAAAAAUAAGCCGGGGACGACCGCGAUCUCAGGCGGCUCCACUUCGGCUCCUGAGGGCCCCGCCAACGAGGUCAACCCGGUCCCCAAGCCGAAACGGACAUUUGAGUAUGAAGCGGACAAAAGCCAUCGGAAUAACCCGAAUAAUGGUCUACCUCCUUCCUCGUCACCGGUCUCCCCGCCCCCUCUACCGUCUACACCGGCACCUCCCGUUACUAGGAGGACAAAAAAGGAGCACCGGAAAUCCCAAAACCGAAAAUCUCUGGAGAUUGAAGAUGCGUCCAGCGUCCAGUCGUUGGGUUCCCCGUCUCCGGUACAGAACGGUACAGAGAAGCAGCACCGAUCCGGUUCCAAAAGCACUUUAGAAGAGAACGCCUAUGAAGACAUAGUGGGCGAAUCUCCCAAGGAGAACCCCUACGAGGAUGUGGACCUGAAGGGGCGACACCGCAAGUCCCAGCUGUCCCCCGACGGCCCCGCCGACCCGGCCAACAGGAUGUGGAGGACGCCAGACAGGAAGUACACCACUCCGACCCAGAUCACAUCAAAGUCGGGCCCGAGUUCCUUGCGCGUUGGGAGCUCCUCUGAGAGGAAGGGACACCGCGUAACCCGCCUGCCGAAAAGGCACAGUCACGACGACAUGUUGCUGCUGGCCCAGCUGACAAUCCCCCCCUCCCCCUCCAGCCUGAACGAGGACAGCCUGAGCACCGCCAGUGGGCUCCUGACCUCGCGCCGGGCCCGCAGGAUCCCUAAGCUCGUCCAGAGGAUCAACUCCAUCUACAGCGCCAAGAGAGGGAAGAAACGUCUGAAGAAACUUUCCAUGUCCAACAUUGAGACCGCCUCCCUGCGAGAUGACAACAGCGAGACCGAAAGUGACUCCGACGACCGCUUCAAAGCUCACACACAGCGAUUGGUCCACAUCCAGUCCAUGCUGAACAGAGCGCCCAGCUACCGGACGCUGGAGCUGGAGCUGAUCGAGUGGCAGGAGCGCGAGCUCUUCGAGUAUUUUGUGGUCGUCUCCAUGAAGAAGAAACCUUCCAAGAACAACUACGUCCCCGAAGUCUCCUACCAGUUCCCCAAGCUAGAGAGGCCCACGAAGCAGAUGCGGGAGGCGGAGGAACGUCUGAAGGCCAUCCCCCAAUUCUGCUUCCCUGACGCUCGGGAUUGGACGCCGGUAUCGGAGUAUAACAGUGAGACUUUCUCCUUCAUGCUGACGGGUGAAGAUGGCAGCCGGAGGUUCGGAUAUUGUCGCCGCCUACUGCCCAGCGGGAAGGGGCCGCGGCUCCCCGAGGUGUACUGCGUCAUCAGCCGGCUGGGAUGCUUCGAUCUUUUCUCCAAGAUCCUGGACGAGGUGGAGAGGCGGAGGGGGAUCUCGGCGGCUCUGGUCUAUCCCUUUAUGCGAAGUCUGAUGGAAUCUCCGUUUCCGGCUCCCGGGAAAACGAUCCGAGUGAAGACGUUUCUGCCGGGUCACGGCAAUGAGGUCAUCGAGCUGCGCCGGCCCAUGGACUCCCGCCUGGAGCACGUCGACUUUGAAUGUCUCUUCACGUGUCUCAGCGUCCGACAGAUCAUCCGGAUAUUCGCCUCGCUGCUCCUGGAGAGGCGGGUCAUCUUCGUGGCGGACAAGCUGAGCACCCUGUCCAGCUGCUCUCAUGCCGUGGUGGCCCUCCUGUACCCAUUCUCAUGGCAGCACACCUUCAUCCCUGUCCUGCCCUCCUCCAUGAUCGACAUCGUCUGCUGCCCAACCCCCUUCCUGGUUGGUCUCUUGUCCAGCUCGCUGCCCAAACUAAAGGAGCUGCCCGUGGAAGAGGCACUGAUGGUGAAUCUCGGCUCGGAUCGGUUUAUUAGACAGAUGGAUGACGAGGACGCUCUGUUACCCCGGAAGCUGCAGGCGGCUCUGGAACAAGCGCUGGAGAGGAAGAGCGAGCUGAUUGGUCAGGACUCAGACAGCGAUACCGAUGAAGAGUACAACACGCUGAACGGUCUGGUUUCGGAAGUCUUCAUCCGCUUCUUUGUGGAAACGAUCGGCCAUUACUCCCUGUUCCUCGCACAGAACGAGCGGGGGGAGCGAGUCUUCCAGAGAGAGGCUUUCCGCAAGUCCGUCGCCUCCAAAAGUAUCCGCCGCUUCCUGGAGGUGUUCAUGGAAUCUCAGAUGUUCGCCGGUUUCAUCCAAGACCGCGAGCUGCGGAAAUGCCGGGCGAAAGGACUGUUUGAGCAGAGGGUGGAGCAAUAUCUGGAGGAGCUUCCGGAACACGAGCAGAGCGGAGUGAACAAGUUCUGGAGAGGUCUGGGGAACAAGAUGAAAUUCCUCCACAAGAAGAACUGACCCGCCUCCUGCUGUCACUCCGCCUUUAUUUAUAACCUGUGAUCCCCUCCGAGCCCCGAGCCCCUCCUCAGAGGACAGAUCUGAUUGGUGGGGGUGGGAAAUGACGUGACCCCGGAUCGGACGCUCGGAGGGACACCAGACUGUCUCAUUGGGAAUCACCACUUAUAUAUAUUUGUAAAUAUUCUGCUGUUUUUUUUUUUUUUUUUUUGUAAUUUUUGUUUUUAAUGAUGCGGCGAAAUCCUGUGGUAAAUCCGCGUUUUCAGAAAAGCGGACAAUUCUGUUGCGUGAAUUGAUGUGUCGGUGAAGACACGGUGUAUGAAUACUGUACAAAUGGCGAGGACGCGAUUUUACGUUUUUUUUUUUUACGGUCGGUAAACCGUUCUGCACUACGAUUGUUCUGAUGAAGAUGACGGGAUGGAGUCGGCCCCCCGCGCUGCAGAGGAUUAGGUACAGCCGAUUGUAGCGUGCGCGUGUCUAAUAAACGCUGUAAAAUCA
This is a messenger RNA of Rana temporaria (common frog), 4117 nucleotides long. It is a transcript of the gene DENND2B, whose product is annotated as DENN domain containing 2B. The transcript has 20 exons. Lineage: Eukaryota; Metazoa; Chordata; Amphibia; Anura; Ranidae. Gene Ontology annotation, biological process: positive regulation of ERK1 and ERK2 cascade. Bases 296 to 3622 code for a protein of 1108 amino acids. The record is from RefSeq and is a predicted model, not a curated record.